AUGGCAGAAUAUGGCAAAGCUGAAAGAGGAACACCAACAGUUGUUUCUCAUAUCUUGUCCUUUCUUCCAAAAACAAAGGAAGCUGCUUCCACAUCGGUUCUCGCAAAGAGAUGGCGUAAUCUGUUUGCGUUUGUUCCUAGUCUUGAUCUCGACGACUCUGACUUCCUCAGUCCCAAAAGAAGUAAACGGGAAAAGGAUGGUGCUGUUCAGUGUUUCAUGGAUUUUGUGGAUAGGGUUUUGGCGUUGCAGGAUGUUUCUCCCAUUAAGGCAUUCUCUCUGAAGGUUAAAACUGGUGUUGAUCCUUAUCGUGUUGAUCGUUGGAUACUUAAUGUGCUGCGACGCGGUGUUUCUCACCUUGGUUUAUUCUUGGAAUUUAAAGAAGAUUAUUCUCUGCCUUACGAGAUAUCUGUCAGUAAGACAUUAGUCGAGCUGAAAACAGGAUAUGGAGUUGAUCUUGAUGCGUGGGACGAUGACAUGUUCUUACCGAUGCUCAAGACUCUUGUUCUUGACACGGUUAAGUUUGGUAGGGGUCAGUUCCAGACUCUUCUUCCUGCUUGUCCUGCUCUUGAGGAAUUAGAGUUGCUUGAUAUGGUGUGGAGAGAUAGGAAUGUGAUCAUAUCAAGCUCACGCCUCAAAUAUCUAAAGAUUACUUCAGAAGACGGCUCUUUAGGGACUUUUUCACUCGAUGCACCAAAUCUUGUCGUCUUAGACUACGGUGAUUUUGCUGAGGAGGAUUAUCCAUUACUCAACUUGCAAAACGUAGUUCAGGUUGAGCUUAACUUUCCACAUGCUGAUUAUCGAGGUGAUCGUGCAAGAGAGAAUGUGCGGAAGCUUAUUCAUAGCAUAAGAAAGGCUAAGAUGUUUCACAUAUCCCCUCGUUAUUUCGAGCUGCUUUCUUUUUGCCUUUCAAAUACGAUGCCGGUUCGGGAAAAGCUCACAGUUUUACAUCCUAGGACUCUCAUAAAACCACUUCAAGGAUGGCAAGCAAUGCCACUUCUUCUAAGGAACUCUCCACACUUGGAAAUUCUAUUCUUUGAGGAUCUCUUACACUUGGUGACACAGACGUGUGGGGAUGUUUGUGACUGCCUUUCUACGAGGGACAAAGGUCGUUCGCUCAUGUCUUCUCCUGUGAAGAAGAUAUUUGUUUCACGAUUUAGAGGAACAAUCAGAGAGGUACACAUGAUAAAGCAUUUCUUAAACUAUUGUCCGAGUUUGGAGGAGAUGGAGAUUACUCCCGAAAGGGACGAGCCUACAAUGUUGGAAAUCCCUAGAUGGUUAGGAGUUGUUGAGGACACACUGAUGCAUUACAACGAGACGUCGAGUUGCAAUGUGAUUUUCUGGGUACCUGAUGUCUUGUACCGGAAAUGGAUUCGUCAGUGGAGUCUUCGAGGAUGA
Microthlaspi erraticum is the source of this 1395-nucleotide messenger RNA. Lineage: Eukaryota; Viridiplantae; Streptophyta; Magnoliopsida; Brassicales; Brassicaceae. The record is from the annotation of a GenBank genome assembly.